Molecule: messenger RNA, 3091 nt
Organism: Rhincodon typus (whale shark)
Lineage: Eukaryota; Metazoa; Chordata; Chondrichthyes; Orectolobiformes; Rhincodontidae
Product: 14-3-3 protein beta/alpha-1-like
Exons: 6
Coding region: 144-878 (244 amino acids)
Biological process (GO): signal transduction
Cellular component (GO): cytoplasm
Source: RefSeq, a predicted model, not a curated record
UAAGUGCUUUUGGGUUUCUGCUUGUGGGAGUAGCAUCUCCAGCUUUAAUGAACAGAUUGUUGGUCAAGUGAGAAAGUUGAAGUUCUACCUGCACGGGCAUUGCUGUAAGUUAAUCAGUAGAUGAAAAGGAUCGUGUCCUGAAGAUGGAAACUGCUGACCUGAUCGAAAAAGCAAGGCUUGCUGAGCAGGCAGAGCGCUAUGAUGACAUGGCAGCCUGCAUGAAAACUGUCACGGAGAAAGGCGAUGAACUCUCCAGUGAGGAACGGAACCUGCUCUCUGUCGCAUACAAGAACGUAGUUGGAGCCCGUCGGUCAUCCUGGCGGGUCAUGUCCAGCAUAGAGCAGAAAAUUGAAAGCGGUGAAAGGAAGCAGCAGAUGGUCAAAGUGUACCGAGAGAAAGUCGAGAAAGAGCUGCAGGACAUCUGCAACGAUGUGCUGUAUCUUCUGGACAAGUACCUAAUUGCCAAAACAACCCAGGCUACAAGCAAGGUCUUCUAUCUGAAAAUGAAGGGAGACUAUUACAGAUACCUCUCUGAGGUUGCAAGUGGGGACAAAAAGAAAGCUACGGUGGAAAACUCGCAGCAGGCCUAUCAGGAGGCAUUGGAUAUCAGUGAGGACAAAAUGGAGCCAACACAUCCCAUCCGACUUGGCCUGGCUCUCAACUUCUCCGUGUUCUAUUAUGAGAUCCUGAAUGAUCCUGAGAAGGCCUGCAGUCUGGCUAAGUCAGCAUUUGAUGAUGCAAUUGCAGAGCUGGACAAGUUGGCUGAUGAUUCAUACAAAGACAGCACCUUGAUUAUGCAGUUACUUCGGGACAAUUUAACUUUGUGGACAUCAGACAACCAGGGUGAAGAUCAAGAACCUGGCGAUGCGCAGAGCUAAAACAUCUGUUACACUUCCAACUUAACUCACUGAUUUACUCUCACCUGCUCCUGUCUGGCAAAACUGCCCCACCAGUCCCUCUUCCCUUUUCUUGUUCCUCUCUGAUUUUUUUUUGAAAGGCAAUGCAUACCAUUUCCUUGACCUGCACAGAGUUUCACACCACCAUGCUGCAUUCUGAUGCACUGAGAAAACACUUGGGGCUGGGGACAAUCUAACACCAGGGGUAACUGUGAGCUGCUCUGCUUUUAAUGGUUAGCUUUAUCUGGCUGGAUAUUUUGGUGUGAAACCUUCUGGCAGUUCGGUUAGAAUUCCUUCAGGUGCCUAACCUAGCCUGUGAAUUUACUGGAGAAAGAUAAGGGGCAGGAAGAGAGGAAUGAGCAAGAAUUGUAGUCCACAAGCACUGCUUGGUGAGGGGCUUGCUGCUUGUUAAAGUAAUUGACCCUAGAAGGCAGAGUGUUUCCUGAAUUGUUCCUACUUUGUGAGUUGUAUUCUCUAAAUAGAGCUAGGGUUUACAUUCCUCACUCCUUCUGCCCAAGUGUACAUUUUAUCUUGCAAGCACCAUCCUCUGCACCCUCCUGCCCUGUUCAGUGAACACAUACUCAGGGAAACGCAGGGACCAUAAUUGCAAGUGUGUCUGUUUGGGGGAGGGGGGGAGGGGAGGGAGAGGUGGGGGUAGUGGGAUGUGGGUGAAUGCUUGGCUAUCCAACUUCUGCAGUAGCAGUGGGCUUCUUCAGUUAUCAUGGAAAUCUGUAGGGAAGAAAAUAGCAGUGGCUUUCAUCAUUUCAGGCAUUCUUAACACAGUGGGCCACUUUUUGCACAAUCAGAUGCUGGUUUUGCUGCUGGGUGACCUGCAUGUGUUGAAGUUCUAUCAAACUAGGCUCAUCUCCCCUUUGCCACCCAGCUACCAAUUCCUCCUCUCCAUUUAUGUCCCUGCGAUACUCCCUGAUCACUUCCUAAGUUCUGCCUUGUUUGUUCUGUUCUCGUUGUCUUGGAGACACUCUGACUCUGGUCAUGAUUAGCUCUGCUGUCUCAUUCACCCUUCUCUGGGUUCCCCAUCGCCCCCUUCUACUCCUGUCCCCAUUCCCCAGCACCAAAAUGGGACUGGAACAAUCUGUACUUUUGCAGCAAUUUGUGCUCUUCUUCCCUUUCUUGUAUUCACAUGCAGCCAACUUCUGAAAUUUUUCAUUUUGUACUUGCACAAAGCUCAAUCACGUGGUGUAAUAACUGGCACCUUCAGCAACUCCACCUCCCUAAUCUUGUCUUAAUCCUAAUCAGUAUUUGAAUAAGUGCUUUUGGUAUUUUGAUACUAAACUAUUAACUUUUUUCAGAUUUGUCUGUCAAACCUAGACCUCUUCCUGUAACUUCCUGCUCUUGAAACCAUGGUCUGUUUUGGGCGAGUGGGGGGAAUCUGCAGUUAGUGAUUCCUUUGGCUUCCUGAGUAGUACUUUUGAACUUUUUUCCCAAAGUUAGAACCAUGAUUGUGGAAAUGUGCGCAGACUUUUAUUGAUGCAGUCUAAAUCAAUCUCAUCCUCUGUCAGGCUAAGUGUGAAUUUUGGCAGAAUCAGUGUAACUUUAAUUGACUUGGCCUCUCCCUGUGGGUGAAUGAUGAGCUCACUCUCAGCCAAUAAGCUGCACAGUCUAGCAGUGUAGCCUGUUGGGUUAUCUGUUUGGAUUGAGUGGUCUGAUAGUUCUCUGUAAUCAUGACUGCUAAAGGGGACUGCAUGGAAAAGGCUGACACUAUCUUGAGAGAAGCGGGGUGAACUUCUUGGAUGGAAGUGGGCAAUUAUUCAGCGUCCUAAUGUGUUUCCUGUUGUGAUUUGAUUAUUACAUUCCACUGAUGUGCAACGUUUGUUUGUCGUCUGCUGAAAAACGUACUGUGUACUGAAAUAAUAAAUUGAAAUCACUUCUGACUGAACGAACAUGUAGUUCUAGGUGCCCUUGGUAAUGAGUGCAGAGCAGACCCUCAACCCUCGUCAAUAUAUCUCGUAUCUGCUUUCUUGCUUUGUUUUGCUGACCAGUAUUCUGCCUGCAGUCGCUUCUGUGACCGUUGUAGCACACACGUGAUUGUGUAACAGUAGUGCAAAACAUUUUAAAAAAGACUUUUUUGGAUGUACGAGUAGAUCUGUGUAAGUCUUUUAAAUGGACUGUGGGAAAAAUAAAUUCAGAACAUCUACAUGACAGCUCAAUAAGGAAAUAAAGGUUCAAAUGAGUAA